GAUGGGAUGAUUUCCUUUUCAGCAUUUAUAUUUAGUGUUUUGAUUUAUUUUUUUAUUUUUGAAUUACCAUUGUUUUGGUAGUUUCUACAUGGCCACUGUCAUGUUGUUUUUACAACGCCUCUUGUUGCUGCCUAGCUACUAGUUGCACCUUUGCUUCAUUAUCCUAUCUUUGGAUUGAGGGAGUUUUGAUUUUGCUUUUGCCCUCUGGUACUGACAAACAAUAUUGCCAUUACUAGUUCUGACCCUUGUCUGUUCCCUGAUAUGCCUUUGCAGUCUUCCUUCUGCAUAAACUUUUCCUGGUCAAAUACUUCUCACAAACUUAAGGUAUAAGGCCAUACCCAAAGGUCAGCUGGGGAACUGAAUAAACAGGUGAGCUCGGAUAACAAGACGGUCUUUGCCAGGCCACCCAGAAGAUGGAGUUAAUUUAUCCAGGUUGUAACAUCAAUGUGACAUGCAGAGAUUCUUGCUGAUACUGUGUAAACCCUAUGAAGGGAAUGACAGGUACUGCUGUGUAUCAUUAGCAUAGCACUGAUCUCAGAAACCGUGGGACAAGGAGGUAGGGCUUAGUGAGGUGGUGUACAAGAAGAAGAGGAGAGAACCCUCCACUGAUCCUUGUGGCACCCCCGUGCUUGCCUAGUGCACUCCUGAUAUCAUGUCCAAGAGGUAGGACUCAAACCAUGUGACAGCGGUUGCAGUAGAUUGUCAUGAAAAUCAAACUUUGAACAGAAAUGAGCAUUCGAGACUUUGGUUCAUAUCUCCUCCCCAGAAUAACAUUUCAGUGGAUGCUACUGUAGCUUUAAGGCUGCUGAUCUGUGGAGCUCUGUCCCUAGGUGUGUUCGUUCCUAAACAUUGAUGGUGUGCUUUUGUAGAUGUGCAGCUUAAGCUGAGUGUUCACUCUAAAUUGGCCCACAGUGAGUAGGAUUAACAAAGUCCUGGCACGCAGACCAGGGUUGAUUCCUUUGCUGUCUCCUUGCAACUUUGAGUCAAAGUAAGUAAGCCUGGAAAAUGAAUGGAUGAUUUUUUUUCACUUAAUUCUUCUCAGACUGCAUAGGACUAAUGAAUGUUUUGAGUGGUAAAUAUUUAAUGCCAACUGCAUGUUUGUGUGUCAAUCACUUACAUCCCACAACUCUAAAAGUAGCCAGACGUACUGAUGAAAACUGAUGUCAGAGUGUGUGAGAGCAAUAAUAUUUUGGGCAGUUUUGCUUGGACUUUCAAAAAAGGUUGAUGAUUUUUCUUUCAUAAGUUCUUUGGUGGUACUGAAAUUUGUAUAUUUUUUAAAAAUCCCUGUCUGCAUGGUAGUUUUCUCUGUACAUAUUAGUAUGCUGUAAUUUAUUUACUCUGCUGACCUUUUCAUAUUCUUUAAUGAUAGAUUUAUGACUUGCAAGUAAUAUUGUAAUUAAUUCUGUCACUUUUACAUUCAUCAAAUAUUUACUUAACAUUACUUUACUGUUAUAUCUUAAUCAUUUUAAUGUUUUUAAAGUAAGUAUACAGUAUUAGGCUGAAAAGUGUGUUUUUGGUGAGAAUAUUACAGCAUUAGUUUAAGUCAGAAUAUAACUAGCAUAAUUGCCAGCAAAUUUGUAAAUGUGGCCUGCACAGUGGUAGACAUGCUGAUGUACAGUAGUAUACCAAGAAUUUGUUAGAGUUAAUAAGUAAUCACAGCAACCUUUGAUCUCAUCACACGCCUGCUAAAGUACUAAACAAAGGUAGGCAAUAUGUAAUGCACAGGCUCAGGCGUGUUAAUAACUUAUCAAUGAGCAUGGCCAACAGCUAUUCCUUCUUUAAAGAAGUCAGAAUUUAGUGAGGCUCAUCACAAGGUGCCAAGAGAGAGCGUCUUAAUCUGUCAUGGAAAUGGUGAAACCAGCAGCAGGCGAUUUGCUAGCAGAGCAAGGAAGUCCAGUUCUACAAGAUCCCGAUGGACUGCCAUUCUCCAGCUAUCCCACCAUUCAGUACUCUCCAGCACAGCCACCCAUUUCGUCACCACCUUACUACUCCAGCCAUAAUUUUUAUCCUCAGUAUCCCGAUGACUGGUACUCUUCCUCUGCAAUGUACGAACUGAGAAAAGCAACUUGUGAAAACAGCUACGAGAAGGAGCUCGAAGAUGGCAUUUUGCCAGUUUUAAAAAGGUCACGACAGGGACUUCAUCCUGGAAGGACAAAAGGUGAAGAGCUGUGUGUCGUUUGUGGAGAUAAGGCCUCUGGGUACCAUUACAAUGCACUCACAUGCGAGGGAUGCAAAGGCUUUUUCAGGAGAAGCAUUACGAAGAAAGCAGUGUACUCCUGUAAGAAUGGCGGGAAUUGUGAAAUGGACAUGUACAUGAGAAGAAAGUGUCAAGAAUGCCGACUUCGGAAAUGUAAAGAAGUGGGAAUGCUUGCAGAAUGCCUACUUACAGAAAUACAGUGCAAAUCAAAAAGGCUCAGGAAAAACACAAAGCAAUCUUUUGAAGAAAGAGAAGGUGAAUCUGAGGAGUUGGAAGGUACAGAUACCAAGCAAGUCACAUCAACAACUAAGGUUUCUAAGGAGAAGGCUGAACUUAACCAGGAACAAGAAACUCUCCUCAGUUACAUUGUAGAAGCCUACAAUAAAUGUCGCAUUCCACAGGAUAUGGCAAAAAAAUUACUUCAAGAUCAAUUUAGUACUGAAGAAAAUUUUCUUUUGCUCACAGAAAUGGCUACAAGCCAAGUGCAAGUGUUAGUGGAAUUCACCAAAAAGUUGCCUGGAUUUCAAACUCUUGACCAUGAAGACCAAAUUGCUUUGAUUAAAGGUUCAGCCGUGGAAGCCAUGUUCCUUCGUUCAGCACAAAUAUUUAACCGGAAACUCCCCCAGGGUCACAAUGUGGUACUGGAAGAAAGAAUUCGGAAAAGUGGUAUAUCCGAUGACUACAUAACCCCAAUGUUUAAUUUUUACAAAACUGUUGGAGAAUUGCAGAUGACGCAAGAAGAACAUGCUCUUCUUACUGCUAUCACUAUCUUGUCCCCAGAUCGUCCCUAUAUCAAGGAUUUACAUGCAGUAGAAAAACUUCAAGAGCCAAUUCUCAACGUUCUUCAAAUAUUUUGCAAGAUUCAUCACAAUAAAGACCCCCAGCACUUUGCCAGAUUGCUGGGGCGGUUGACAGAGCUGAGGACUUUAAACCAUCACCAUGCAGAAAUGCUGUCAUCAUGGCGCAUGAAUGAUCAGAAAUUCACACCACUUCUCUGUGAAAUCUGGGAUAUGCAGUGAAAGUUUUCUGGCAGUGCACAGACUCAAUGUGGAACUUAUUUUGUAUUAUGUCAUCACAUUCCAAGGAGAUAUAGCAGUACUUUUGGGGGUGGAAGUUUUACUGUGACACUUAUUACUAAUAUCAUAGGAAAAGAGGAAUGCUGCACUAAAGCUUGUUAUGCAGUAGCAAACAGUUGCUGGAGCAAUAUGACGCAGCAAAGAGGAUGUAGCAUCCAGUUUAGUACAAUACAGUAUCUGUACUCUGGAGAUUAGACACACUCUUUCUGGAAGGGCAUUUUUUUAUAUCCACAGCUCAGUGUGAUAAAUUAGUGCAAUAAAAUUAUGUAUGAAUUCAGAAUAUAUUUUAGAAAAAUAUAUAAAUGCCAUAUACUGAAAUGUCAAUCUGCAUGUACUACAAAUAUGCUUUAAGGGAACCCAUCCAAAACAUAAGCAAUAAAGGCCAAAGCUAUCUUAUGCAGUAUAUAGUGAAGUCAACUUUCAGUUUCUACUCUACACUUACUAAAUUUAAAUUUGAGGUGAAAAAAUAAAUAUGAGGAAAGAAUGCACAAACAUGCAUUUGUGCUUAUGUUUAAACAUGUCAGAAUAAGACAACUUUUUCCAUUUGAGCAAUCCCCCCAAACAUCUCUAAACUCUUACCUUCCAUUUUUAAAAGUGAAAUGAAUGACUAAUUGGGUUAGACUGACUGAUCUUUUUUGUUCUUUUUGAUCUAGCCUAAAACAUUCACGACUCUGUUACCGUACAUUUCUUUAAUCAAAUAAACAGGAACAGCCUGACAAAUAAGAAAUACCUCGUCCCCAUAACUAAUGCUCAAUUAUAAAUAAACAGAUAAAACAUAGUCUUAUUAUUCUACGCAAGAAAUAACCAUAAAUAAA
Molecule: messenger RNA, 4088 nt
Organism: Erpetoichthys calabaricus (reedfish)
Lineage: Eukaryota; Metazoa; Chordata; Cladistia; Polypteriformes; Polypteridae
Gene: nr1h4
Product: nuclear receptor subfamily 1, group H, member 4
Exons: 9
Coding region: 1843-3216 (457 amino acids)
Biological process (GO): cell differentiation; negative regulation of transcription by RNA polymerase II; negative regulation of inflammatory response
Molecular function (GO): zinc ion binding; RNA polymerase II cis-regulatory region sequence-specific DNA binding; bile acid binding
Source: RefSeq, a predicted model, not a curated record